Molecule: messenger RNA, 514 nt
Organism: Solea senegalensis (Senegalese sole)
Lineage: Eukaryota; Metazoa; Chordata; Actinopteri; Pleuronectiformes; Soleidae
Gene: uqcrb
Product: cytochrome b-c1 complex subunit 7
Exons: 4
Coding region: 62-394 (110 amino acids)
Biological process (GO): mitochondrial electron transport, ubiquinol to cytochrome c
Source: RefSeq, a predicted model, not a curated record
CGUGCACAGCGACCUCGUACGCCUUACCCAUGAUGCACAGCGGUCGUCCUUAAAAUCAAAGAUGGCGUCGAGGGCACCAGUGGCGACAGGCCGGCUAAUGGUUGGAUUCAGGAAAUGGUUCUACAACCUGUCUGGCUUCAACAAGAUUGGUUUAAUGCGUGAUGACAUAAUAAUGGAUGAUUCAGAUGUGCAAGAGGCCCUGAGGAGGCUUCCAGAGAAUGUCUAUAAUGACAGGAUGUUCAGAAUCAAGAGGGCAAUGGAUCUGACCAUGAAGCAACAGAUUCUCCCGAAAGACCAGUGGACAAAAUAUGAAGAGGAUCACCCCUACCUGACACCAUAUCUGAAUGAAGUGAUUCAUGAGCGGAAAGAAAAAGAAGAAUGGACGAAGAAAUAGAUGGUUCCUCAUAAACACUCUUAAUCCAAUUCUUCAGUCGGUGCAUUGUUGUCCCCUGGUGUAUUUAAAAUGAAAUGUGACCUAUAUACUACACUCAUUAAAGAAAUAUUAAUUUUCAAA